This is a messenger RNA of Colias croceus (clouded yellow), 2064 nucleotides long. RefSeq lists its product as uncharacterized. The transcript has 7 exons. NCBI's taxonomy places the organism in Eukaryota, Metazoa, Arthropoda, Insecta, Lepidoptera, Pieridae. Bases 150 to 1628 code for a protein of 492 amino acids. Gene Ontology annotation, biological process: multicellular organism development; proteasome-mediated ubiquitin-dependent protein catabolic process. The record is from RefSeq and is a predicted model, not a curated record. Gene Ontology annotation, molecular function: ubiquitin conjugating enzyme binding; ubiquitin protein ligase activity. Gene Ontology annotation, cellular component: cytoplasm.
AGUGAAUUUGUCGGCCAUUUGCAAAAAGCUACAGCUGUGUUUCAGACUUCACUUUAUUUUAUCAGUUUCGUAUUGUCUUUGCAUCUGUUAACUUUAUUGUUACCUACUAUUUUAUUUAAUUCGGGCUUAUCUUUUCUUUAAUUUUCAUCAUGGCUGAAAAAGUAGAAGUAAAGGCUGAAACACUGUUAGACCUUGAUGACCUAUUACAAUGCCCUGUAUGUUAUGAAAUUCCGACGGGUCAGAUAUUUCAAUGCAACGAGGGACACCAUGUCUGUGGCCGCUGCAAGAUGCGCCUAGACGUGUGCCCUGUUUGCCGAGCAUUUUUCUUUGGUACAAGAAACUAUGCUAUGGAGGAACUGAUAUCUAAUUUCAGGAAACUACGCUCAAUUAAAUCCAGCACCAAAGGUUCUGGCUCAUCAGAUAGUAGCAGCCAAGCCAAAGAAGCCAUUACUGCCGAACUUGAUGAUGAGGUUGGCGAAGAUGAGGAUAGUCAAUCAAACGCUUCAAGUCAAUCUAGACCAGCUCCGCCACAAGCCUGUAAAGGUUUGUUUCGUUGUCUUUGCUGUAAAAAUGGUAAUGCAGAACGUUUACCUGCUGCCAGACUCCUAAAUCAUCUUCGCUAUUUUCAUCGUCCUGAUCUCCUUGAGGGUCAAUCAGAAAAUGGGGAAUAUUUACAAGCUUGGCAAUUCCCUACAGUUCCUGGUAGACUAGUAACGGCAGUUCGUGUUGCUGAUAUGGGUGUAUUUUUCUUAAUUAUUGAAAUUGAUGCAGAUGACUCGUUGUACGCUUGGUUGACAAUGGCUGCCUCUCCAUGGGUAGCACAUGCUUUUAACUACACUGUUACCAUAUCUGGUAAUGACCGUGAAGCAAUAUUUUCUGACUGUGUAUGGUCCGUGAGAUCAUGUGAGGGCUCGUUGAAAAAACGAGGGCAUUGUUUAGCCGUAAAGGGUUUGGACGCAGAGGCUUUACUGGCACCUGAGACUAUAAGUGGUAAACUGUCGGUGCGCAGACUACCGGUCGACCAAUUGACGAACCAGACCCAGCCACGCGCCGUGCUUAGAGUCGCCAACCGCGGCAACACACAGAACGCGACUCGCUUUGCCGUGGCGCGCAACAUGGAGCCUUUCCUGCAAGACUUCCAAAACGACGUCGAGCGGCUGUCUCGCGUGUUCGCCGCGAUGGGUCGAGAGGCCAACACGAUCGCGCGCACCGAAGCCGAAAUCCGUUCUAUGCUCGACACUCAGUCGAAUAACGACAGGACGGCCGCGUCGUCGGAAAACGAGUCGCAGCCGGUCGUAGAGAACAAUACGGCCAACGGAGCGCAACCUCUGUCGCGCAACGCUCGCAAGCGCAUGCGGCAACGGUUGCGCGCGGCUCUGAACGCACCGCAGACCCCCGGCGAGUCGCCCGCCCCCGCGCCGCGCGGGUCGAACCCGCCGCAGAGACAGAACGGUCUAGUGCAUAAUAACCCCAUACAAGUGAUGACCGGCUUAGCGAUAGUUCAAGAGCCACCCGUGCCUCCCCCCAACUUCUCCCAGGCGUCCUCGUCCAGCGGCCCGUCCAGCGGACAGGCGCAACCCGCGGCCAACGGGAGACCCAACAGAAAGGGACGCCGCCACCGUAGAUAAAUUUACAAUUUUCAAUACUUAUUUUGAUUAAGUACUUGAAUAGUUACGAUUAUGUUACUCUAAUUUUGAGUCUCAGACGUGUUCUCUGGGGGUUUUUACUGUUAAAUGACCUUUUUAUAUUAAUGUAAAUAACUCCGUCUUUUGACACUGCAAUAUUGCAAUAAGUGCUGUGAUAAAAAUGUGCGUGUGGGAAUCAUGCAAAUUAAAUACUACUUAAGACUAAUGACAGGUUUCUGAUCAUCCCCAGAGUAAGAAAUUUGUGGUAAUACAGAUAGAUGCAUAAUAUUUAAAUUGAAUGUUAUGAAACUAAUUACUUUAGUUAGGAUGAAAUUCAUGAAUGUAUGAAAAUUUAAUUGGUUUAUGUACUUUUUAUUAUGUUAUAUGACAUUGACGUUAUAAUAUGAAUAAGUAUAGAAUUAAAUUAGGAAUAAAUUGA